This is a messenger RNA of Salvia hispanica, 2091 nucleotides long. RefSeq names its product aspartic proteinase 36-like. Gene Ontology annotation, molecular function: aspartic-type endopeptidase activity. NCBI's taxonomy places the organism in Eukaryota, Viridiplantae, Streptophyta, Magnoliopsida, Lamiales, Lamiaceae. The record is from RefSeq and is a predicted model, not a curated record. Gene Ontology annotation, biological process: proteolysis.
UUCGAAACUUCAUUUAGAGAGAGAAACUGAGUUUAUAUUGUUCAAAUUGAACCCAAUCCAUGUAAGAAGAAAAAAUAAAACCUCUCUUUUUUUAAUCUCAACAUCCGUAGCUUUGAGGUUGAGUCCAACGAUUUCAACCGACCUAUUUUUGUUGAAUUUUACUAAAUCAAAGCUCAUCAAUUUUGUCAACUUUCACAUUUCUUUUACCGCCAAAUUUCGUCUUCUUCCCAGAUUCCGAUUCAUAAUUCAUUCACACCAUUACAGAUCGACUUUGUUUGUUUACAAUUUUCAAUUCUUUCAAGUAAUUUGGCGAUGGAUUCCGGGAAAAGGUGCUUGCUUUUGUUCUGGGCUUUGCUGAUUUUGGCAGAGGUGAUUACCGGCAAUCUGGUGUUUCAAGUUCACCACAAAUACGGCGGCCGCGGCGAGGGGACGGCGGCGCUGGGGGCGCUCAGAGCCCACGACUCGCGGCGCCACGGCAGAAUGCUUUCCGCCGUUGAUUUUCAGCUCGGCGGCGAUGGUUCGCCCACUAGCGCUGCGCUAUAUUACACCAAAAUUACUAUCGGGUCUCCUCCAGUUGACUAUCAUGUCCAAGUAGAUACAGGAAGUGAUAUUUUAUGGGUGAAUUGUCACAAUUGCGACAGGUGUCCCACUAAAAGUGAUCUACAUAUAGAAUUAAAGCAGUAUGACUUGGCGGCUUCCUCCAGUGGAAAGGUGGUCACUUGUGAUCAAGAUUUCUGUGAUGCUGCAUUCAGUAGCCCAAAUGCAAAUUGCCAGACUGGUAUGAACUGCGAAUAUUCUGUUACUUAUGGAGAUGGGAGCAGAACUGAGGGAUACUUUGUCAGGGACAAUUUUAGAUUUGACCAAGUGACUGGAAAUCUUCAAACCUCGUCAAUGAAUGGAUCCAUUGCAUUUGGGUGCUCAGCCAAACAAGCUGGAGAAUUAGGUUCAUCUUCUGAGGCCGUUGAUGGAAUAGUUGGUUUUGGACAAGCAAAUACAUCCAUUCUUUCACAACUUGCCUCAUCCAAAAAGGUGAGGAAGAUCUUUUCGCAUUGCUUAGAUGGUAGCAAGGGAGGUGGAAUCUUUGCUAUUGGAGAAGUAGUUCAACCCAAUGUCAGCAGAACACCACUUGUUCCAAAUGAGCCACAUUACAAUGUGAAUCUGAAAUCAGUCGAGGUAGGUGGUCAAUUCUUGAACCUCCCGACAGACUUGUUUGAUACGGGAUCAAGUAGGGGGACUAUAAUUGACAGUGGUACAACAUUGGCGUAUCUUCCAUCUGAGGUUUAUCAGCAGCUUUUGGACCGGAUGAUGGCGCAACAUCCAGAUCUGCAAAUUCACAUAGUUGAGCAACAGUUCAAAUGUUUUGUCUUCGGUGGGAAUGUGAAUGAUGGAUUUCCAGUUGUAAACUUCCAUUUUGAGAACUCUCUUGUUUUGCCAGUGCAUCCCAGCAAUUAUCUCUUCAAAAUUGGUGAGACCGAAUAUUGUAUAGGUUGGCAAAAUAGCGGGAUGCAGACAAAGGAUGGAAGGGAAAUAACUUUGUUGGGAGAUAUAGUAUUAUCCGACAAGCUCGUUUUGUACGAUCUUGAAAAUCAGACCAUUGGAUGGACACAAUAUAACUGUUCGUCAAGCAUCAAAGUAAGAGAUGAGGCUACCGGGAAUAUUUAUGUUGUUGGGGCACAUGAUAUCUCUUCUGCUUACAAUGUGUCGAAGGCGAAUUUUAUAGCAAUCCUUUUGUUUCUAUCUGUGCUGUGUAAACUGAUAGAGUAAGUGAGUUAUACACAAGCAGCAGCAGCAGCAGCUUCACAGGUAAUGCUGCUCUUGUACAAUAGUAAUUGUUGAUGCUGGUGCUGCAUUCUUGAACUAAUUAUAGAAAAAGGUUUGGCUCGAUUUCGAGUGUUGAAAGCUCUCUCCAUUACUUCCCUUUAGUGCUUCAUCUCCUCCUAAAACGAUUAGCUUCUUCUUGCAACUGCAAUAUUGCUGAAGAUUCACUGACAUUAUAUCUACACGUACGAGCUUUGUUGUGUCAUCGCGUGCACUGUGUAACAGAUAUUUAAAUCAUUGGUAUUGAAAUUAUACACACAGAUUUGAUUUUUA